AGUCCGUUCGUUUGGCCCAGCAGCGGCACUGUCCCUCAGCUCCCAGGUCCACCCCAGUGGGCACACGCUCAGGCGGCGCUCCUACCCCGCGCUCCCGCCCUCUGCUUUCCAUUCCAGCCGCCACGAUCUUGGAAGCUUUGAAGCCCAGCAAAGAAGGGAAAUCCACCGAGAACAGUCUGUAAAGGAAAACAUGACACCCAGAAAAGUCUGAGCCUCAAGAGAACAAGUGUCACCCACCACCACUCCCCAGCAUGAUUUGAAUCCUAACACCCAAGAGAUGGAAGCAGCUGAGAACCCAGAUUCCCUCCACAAUGGAUAAGUAUCCAUCCAUACUACAUGAGGCAUUUUCAUUGCAAGUUGCUGGGGAUGCAAACCUAGAGCUUUGUGAGGCUUGGAAAGUGCUCUUCUCCUGAGCGUAUAGAUUGAGUUCAUAACUACUCCCAGAUUCACUGUGAGACCAUGUCAUUUAGAUUUGGCCAACAUCUCAUCAAACCCUCUGUGGUAUUUCUCAAAACUGAACUGUCCUUCGCCCUGGUAAAUAGGAAACCCGUUGUACCUGGCCAUGUCCUUGUGUGCCCUCUGAGGCCAGUGGAACGCUUCCGUGACCUACGUCCUGAUGAAGUGGCCGAUUUGUUCCAAGUGACCCAGAGAGUAGGGACAGUGGUGGAGAAGCAUUUCCAGGGGACCUCCAUCACCUUCUCCAUGCAAGAUGGUCCUGAAGCUGGACAGACUGUGAAGCAUGUACAUGUCCACAUUCUUCCAAGGAAAGCAGGGGACUUCCGCAGCAAUGACAACAUCUAUGAUGAGCUCCAGAACCAUGACAAAGAGGAAGAGGACUCCCCAGCCUUUUGGAGGUCUGAGGAGGAGAUGGCCGCGGAAGCUGAGGCGCUGCGUGUCUACUUUCAGGCAUGAAAGUAACUCAAACAAAUCCUAAAGCAUACAGAAAUGGUCCUCGCUCUUCUGGACUCUACAGCAUUGAAAAUGAAGCUGAGCAGACUUUAUUACAUCCCACAAUUCUGCAGCUUUUUGCAAAGCAUUUUAUUGCACUAGUGGAAGCCACUAAGGUUAUGUUUCAAUCACAAUGACUGACAGGCUAACUUCACAAACAGUAGCACAGACUGCCUGCCACAGUUUCUCAGUUAUGUACUUAGAAUAGGACCUUUUCCAAAACUGUCCCUUAGCCUGGAUGAAAAUAAAGUGAUAGCUAAAAUAUUUA
Molecule: messenger RNA, 1216 nt
Organism: Peromyscus californicus insignis
Lineage: Eukaryota; Metazoa; Chordata; Mammalia; Rodentia; Cricetidae
Gene: Fhit
Product: fragile histidine triad diadenosine triphosphatase
Exons: 10
Coding region: 460-912 (150 amino acids)
Biological process (GO): purine nucleotide metabolic process; diadenosine triphosphate catabolic process; intrinsic apoptotic signaling pathway by p53 class mediator
Cellular component (GO): cytoplasm; nucleus; plasma membrane
Molecular function (GO): ubiquitin protein ligase binding; bis(5'-adenosyl)-triphosphatase activity
Source: RefSeq, a predicted model, not a curated record